Molecule: messenger RNA, 2269 nt
Organism: Paramisgurnus dabryanus
Lineage: Eukaryota; Metazoa; Chordata; Actinopteri; Cypriniformes; Cobitidae
Gene: efemp2a
Product: EGF containing fibulin extracellular matrix protein 2a
Molecular function (GO): calcium ion binding
Source: RefSeq, a predicted model, not a curated record
GCAUACGUUCACAGUCCAGCUGUCCGUCUCCACAUUCGCUCUAUCAGGCUGAGCGAGGACAGAAGACACAGCAGAGCCAGAGGAACUGGGUGCUGAUCCACAAAGCCACCGGAAGAUAAAGAAACACAGGCUCAAACAAGAAAGAUACACGCCUGGGAAAAGAAGCUUGGCCUAAAUCCCUUUCUCAGCAUCAUCUAUUCCACACCAGACCUCUACAAGAGUGCACGAGUUUAUAUGAGCUUGUGUGCAUGUGUGUCUGAUUCCUCUUUUUUUGUCAACACUUCUGGAAGUGUGUUUUCCUCCGAGCUCACACGAGACUGCUGAAGAUGUGCGCAAGGAUGCGGCCCGUGAAUGUUUUUGUCUUUUGUAUGUGCAUCUCUGUGUUUCUUCACAGCGCUAUUUCACAGCCACCCACAGAAACUGACACCUACACGGAAUGUACAGAUGGGUACCAUUGGGAUUCACAGACACAACACUGCAAAGAUAUAAAUGAAUGCGAGACAAUACCAGAGGCCUGUAAGGGCGAGAUGAAGUGCUUCAACCAUUACGGCGGAUACCUGUGUCUCCCUCGCUCUGCUUCGGUCAUCCCCGCCCAAGAACCACCUAACCAGAUUCACCCCGGAUUGGAAAACACGGCCAGCGAGCCUUACAAUCCAUGUCUUCCUGGUUUAGAGCCCCAGGGAGACAGCUGUGUGGAUGUGGAUGAAUGUGAACGAGACACGCAUGACUGUCAGCCCAGUCAACAGUGCAUUAAUACAGAAGGAUCCUUCACCUGUCAAUGUCCGGACGGUUACCGCAAAGUGGGAACAGAAUGCAUUGACAUUGAUGAGUGCCGAUAUCGCUACUGUCAACAUCGCUGUGUUAACGUCCCUGGUUCAUUCUCCUGCCAGUGUGAGCCUGGUUUUCAGCUGGCUAGCAACAAUCGCUCCUGUAUCGAUGUUGAUGAGUGUGGCAUGGGAGCGCCCUGCAGUCAGAGGUGUUAUAACACAUACGGGACGUUCCUCUGUCGCUGUGAGACGGGGUAUGAGCUGGGGGCAGAUGGCUUCGCGUGCAAUGACAUAGAUGAGUGCAGCUACUCCAGUUAUCUGUGCCAGCAUCAGUGUGUUAAUGAGCGAGGGAAAUUCUCAUGUGUCUGUCCUGAGGGCUAUCAGUUACUGGGCUCGCGCCUCUGCCAAGACAUAAAUGAAUGUGAGACAGGAGCUCACCAGUGUUCGGAUGGACAAACGUGUGUGAACAUUCAUGGAGGUCAUAAAUGUGUCGACGCUAAAGGCUGUCAGGAGCCCUAUGUACAAGUGUCUGACAAUCGCUGUAUUUGUCCCGUCACAAAGUCUGGCUGUCGAGAUCUUCCCUAUUCUAUUGUCUAUCGCUACAUGAGUAUCACUUCGGAACGCUCCGUCCCCUCGGAUAUCUUUCAGAUUCAGGCAACCAGCGUCUAUCCUGGAGCCUAUAACACAUUCCGCAUCCGUUCCGGAGAUGACAAUGGAGACUUUUACAUCAGGCAAAUCAACAACAUCAGCGGCAUGCUUGUUCUCGCCCGUGCCGUGAAUGGUCCCACAGAGUAUGUGCUGGACCUGGAGAUGGUUUCUGUAAACCCUCUCUUGAGCAUCCAGACCAGUUCUGCCCUGCGCUUAACGGUCUACGUCGGGCCCCACGCCUUUUAAUCGAGACAGAUGGCCAGAAAGGGAACAAGAGGUGGAAGAGUGGAAGCACUGAUAGAUUCAUCCAACAAAGAGGUUUUAUGAGCUGAGCAUAUCUGCCAACAUUCCCAAGAUUGUACAGAGAUCAUUCUCAUGGGAGAUGUAGCAACCUAUACAAACUACUACAUUAGAAAGAGAUUUAGAGACAGGCACUAUAUUUUAGGGACUAAAUGUUAUGCUGAGCUAUUCAGAGUUUCUAGCUGCACUAUGACUCCAAACCUGCUGUACGACUCGUGUCUUUUGAUACUCUCCCAUGUCAUGUUAAAGUAUAUUGCAGCUCUGUUGACAAUUUUACAAUCUCUACUUUUUCCGGUUCCUAUUGAAAUAAAUGUAGCAAUAUCAGGGCACCAACGCUGUAUAUGCAUCUCUGUAUGUUCCUAGUGUCAAGGUAAAUUUUGUUGUUAUUCGUUGCCGUUUUUCAGUAACCACUCAGUCAUUCCGAACCUCUACCCACCACCAUCAAUAAUGCUCACAACAUUACUUUGUGUAGUUUCUUUUUAUACCAUUGCUGCCAAUGUUGUAUUUUCAAUCCCGGAUUUAUUACUGUAAUAAAUUUGAUAAGACCCUUAAAA